Molecule: messenger RNA, 2716 nt
Organism: Apis mellifera (honey bee)
Lineage: Eukaryota; Metazoa; Arthropoda; Insecta; Hymenoptera; Apidae
Gene: Dhap-at
Product: dihydroxyacetone phosphate acyltransferase
Exons: 6
Coding region: 277-2361 (694 amino acids)
Biological process (GO): ether lipid biosynthetic process
Cellular component (GO): mitochondrial membrane; peroxisomal membrane
Molecular function (GO): glycerone-phosphate O-acyltransferase activity
Source: RefSeq, a predicted model, not a curated record
AUUAAAAAAAAAAUUAAAGUUAUUUUUUUUCAUUUUUGAGUUAUUAAUUUUUCUUAUCCAUCAAAAUGCUGCAGUUUACUUUAUACAUAAUGCAAAUAUAUACAGAUAUAAGUAUAAUUAAAAGAAAUUUAAAUAAUAAACAUCAUUUGAAUUGAAAAUAAGCGAACAUUGAUCAUUGAACUCUAGUUGAAUUCUGCUACUUUUACAAGAUAUUCGUAACGUAAUAAAUCGAGAUAGGAAUAUAAUUUUAUUUUAUACAAAUAUUUCAAGUUCAAAAUGGAGAAAAAUUUAGAAUUUGUGGAUUUAUUGUAUGCAAGACGAAAAGAUUGUGAUAUUUUAUGGGUCUCUCGUUCAAUGGAUCCAUUAUUACCACAUAAACUUCCACCAGAAUCUAUAUAUUCUAGAAAUAAAAUGAUUCAAGCAGUUUUAAAUAAUGAAAAAGUUAAAUUAACAAUUAUUUCUUUGGCUACCGUACUUCAAACAGAUAUUAAAAAAGUUAUCAAAGAAGCUUAUGAAAUAAUAAAUGAAAUGGCUAGCAAAGCACAUUUAACUACUGUUCGUUGGAUGGGUUUAAUUAUUUCAAAAGUUCUUAAACGUAUUUUUGUGAGUAUUUAUAUCAAUGAAAAUGCAAUAUACAAAAUGAAAAAGGAAAUGCAAAUUUCUCAAGUACAAUAUGUUUAUGCACCUUCUCAUAGAAGUUAUUUAGAUUUUAUAUUAUUAUCAUAUAUUUUAUUCUCUUAUGAUAUGGCACUUCCAAAUAUUGCAAGUGGAAUGGAUUUUUAUCAUAUGUAUGUAAUAGGAGAAUUAUUAAGAAAAACAGGAGCGUUUUACAUGCGGCGCAGUUUUUCUAAUGAUUUGUUAUAUAAAAGAAUAUUUAGUACAUAUGUAGCAUCUCUAGUAGAACAUAGUGACAGAGCAAUUGAAUUUUUCAUUGAAGGUACUCGAAGCAGAAGUUUGAAGAGUAUAAUACCAAAGUUUGGUCUUUUGUCAAUUAUUUUGGAAAGUUUAUUAGAAGGUGGUGUACCUGAUAUAUAUUUUAUACCUAUUAGUAUUAACUAUGAACGACCACCAGAAGAAUUGUUGUUUACAUAUGAACUUUUGGGAGUACCAAAACCAAAAGAAUCUACUGCUGGUUUACUUCAAUCUUUGUCUAUUUUACAGAAAUCACAUGCUUAUGGACGUGUUGUUUUUAAUGUUGGUGAACCUAUUUCUGCAUGCCAAUUUUUAAGUAUGGAACAACGCAAGACAAAAGUAUUAUCACCUCAUAUAAAAUUACCAACAUUUGUUACUGAAAAUUUGGCAUAUUGCAUAAUAGAUUCACAUAAAAAAAAUACAAUACUUAUGCCUUUUAAUUUAAUUGCUUUAUUAUUUAAUGAAAAAAGUCAAACAAAUCCAGAUAAUCCAUAUACAUUAAAUGAUUUAGUCAAUGACUAUUUAUGGUGUAAAAAUAUUUUAAAAGUAUUUAAUGCUACAGUACAUAUAGAAAGAUCACUUAAUGCAAAUGCAAGCAACAUAAAACAAGAAAUAUUAGAUAGUUUAAAAUGUCAUGAAGAAUUACUUGUAUUUGACAUAUCAAAAAUUUUAAGACUUAAAGAGAGACACAGAACAAUGAAAUCGAAAAGUAAUAUUUAUGUUAAAGGCCAUACUUUGUCAGAAAAAACUAUGCGGAUAGCUGUACCAGUUAUUAAUAUUUCAAUUUAUCUAAAUCCAACUUUAUCCUUCUUAAUAAAACCAGCUAUUGUCAUUAUUACAAUAGGAAUAAAGAAAAUCGAAAUUGGAAUUGCAUUUAAACGAUAUAUGCUAUUGAGAAAAUUAUUGAGUACAGAAUUUGCAAUGCCUUUAAUAGAAAAUGAAUCUGUAAUAAAAUCUGAAUGGAAAGAAACAUUAAAUUUAUUAUUAAAACAAAAUUAUAUAAGUAUUCAAAAUAAUAUAUAUAUACAAGAAGAAAAUACUAAAGUUUGUUCUCUUCUCUAUAAUGUAAUAUUACCAUUUAUAGAUACAAUAUACAUUACAUGUCUUGUUCUAUUUGAGUGGGAUGAAACAAAAUUAAAUUAUAUAACAAUACAAUCAGUUUUAAUUGAAACACAAAAGCAAAUAGAAAAAGCAUUUCUUGAAAAACGCCAAUGGGGAAAACAUCCUUAUUCUUUAUCAAUUGAUUUAAUUAAUACAACAAUAUCCAAUUUUAUAAUACAAGGUAUUCUAGUGCCAUAUGAAAAAAAAGGUAUAUAUCAAGUUGAGAAAAUUAAAAUAAUACAAAUUCUUACACAAUUACAAAAUCUUUCAUUAAAACAUCCAUUAGGUUCAUAUCUUAAUACAAUUUUAUUACCUAUAUUAUCACCAUCAGUUUCUUCUAAAUUGUAAAAAUAAGAUAAGUUAAAGCAAUGAUGAAUAUAUUUUUAAACAUUUGAAAUUAUAUAAAUAAUUACUUUAGAUGUGAAUAAUUACUUUAAAUUUUAUUAUUUAAUAUAAUUAGAUAUAGAUAUUUAUCUAAUUAAUGUAUACAUUUUCAUAUAUUAGAUUUUUUUUUAAAUUUAGAAGAAAAAUUAUGUAUAUCUUUAAGAAGCAUUCUUAUAUCGUCAUCUAAUUUGCCUACUGAUUUUUUUCUUCUGCCAAGAAGUAAAGUAGCGCCAGUAGUCGAUGCAGAAUUAUUCAUAUUUCUAAAUAAAAGCUGAAAAAAUUAUUGUAGAAAAUAUAAUAAAUAUAAUAAAAAAUAUAA